AUGGACAACAACAGCAACGAUGAGGCUAAGCACACCGUUUAUAUCAGUUUCAACAAAAAUGAUUCAUCAGUCUCCUCUUUCAUCAGCUACCUCAUUGCUGCUUUCAACCGACAAGGAAUCAUCUCUGCGUUCGUUGACGGUAAAAGCAGCCAUGAUGAAGCUGUCGAGAGGGAGAUGGGACCUGAAGAAUUCUCCAAAUUAAGGGUGGUGGUGGUGGUUUUUUCCAAAAACUAUGCACUUCAUGUGUCAUUCUUGGAAAAACAGAUUCUCGAGUACUCAUACCGUAACAACAACGACUUUGUGGUUGUUCCGGUGUUCUAUGGAGUCAGUAUUUCGUCCGUGAAUCAACAUAUGGAGAGGUUUGGUGAAGAGUUUGACGCAAUCCAAAGAUCGAGGAUUAAGUGGCGACCAGGCCAUGAAUAUGAUUGUAAACGAAGGUAUAGGCUUUAA
Molecule: messenger RNA, 450 nt
Organism: Arabidopsis lyrata subsp. lyrata
Lineage: Eukaryota; Viridiplantae; Streptophyta; Magnoliopsida; Brassicales; Brassicaceae
Product: protein VARIATION IN COMPOUND TRIGGERED ROOT growth response
Exons: 1
Coding region: 1-450 (149 amino acids)
Biological process (GO): signal transduction
Source: RefSeq, a predicted model, not a curated record